Messenger RNA from Musa acuminata AAA Group (dessert banana), 1173 nucleotides. RefSeq names its product probable polygalacturonase. NCBI's taxonomy places the organism in Eukaryota, Viridiplantae, Streptophyta, Magnoliopsida, Zingiberales, Musaceae. Gene Ontology annotation, biological process: carbohydrate metabolic process. The record is from RefSeq and is a predicted model, not a curated record. Gene Ontology annotation, molecular function: polygalacturonase activity. Bases 1 to 1173 code for a protein of 390 amino acids. The transcript has 5 exons.
AUGCUGGUGGUGCCGGGCGGCCGGUGGCUCACCGGGCCCUUCAACCUCGCCGACCACUUCACCCUCUUCCUCGACCACGACGCCGUCAUCCUCGCCACUCAGGAUAUCAACGAGUGGCCGAUCAUUGACCCUUUGCCCUCCUACGGUAGAGGAAGAGAUGCGGCUGGGGGUAGAUACAGUAAUCUCAUCAUGGGAUAUAACCUAACCGAUGUGGUCAUAACAGGGAAUAAUGGAACUAUCGAUGGACAAGGUGAAACCUGGUGGAAAAUGUUCCGUAACAAAGAACUCAAUUACACUCGUGGAUACCUCAUUGAAUUGAUGUACUGCAAACAAGUGCUGAUUUCCAACAUUACAUUGGUUAACUCUCCAUCGUGGAAUGUCCAUCCAGUGUACAGCAGCCACGUAAUCGUCUCAGGCAUCACAAUUCUUGCACCGGUCAACUCUCCCAACACUGAUGGGAUCGAUCCAGACUCAUCCUCCAAUGUCCGCAUUGAGGACUGCUACAUAGUCUCAGGCGAUGACUGCAUCGCCAUUAAAAGCGGUUGGGAUGAGUACGGGAUUGCAUUCAACAUGUCAAGCAAACACAUAGUGAUCAGACGGCUCACCUGCAUCUCCCCCACGAGCGCUGUCAUCGCCCUGGGAAGCGAGAUGUCGGGAGGAAUCCAAGAUGUCCGGGCCGAAGACAUCACGGCCAUCCACUCCGAAUCCGGCGUCAGGAUCAAGACGACCAUCGGAAGGGGAGCUUACGUGAAGGACAUAUUCGUGAGAAGAAUGAAUCUGCACACGAUGAAGUGGGUCUUCUGGAUGACGGGCACCUACGGGCAGCACCCGGACGACAAAUUUGAUCCGAAAGCCAUUCCGGUGGUGCAGAAUAUCAGUUACAGCAACGUGGUGGCCGAGAACGUGACCAUGGCCGCGAAGCUGGAGGGGAUUCCCGGCGCGCCCUUCACCGGAAUAUGCAUCUACAAUGUGACGGCGGAGGUGGUGAAGUCGAAGAAGCCGAUUUGGAACUGCACCGACGUGGAGGGCGUAUCGAGUCACGUGACGCCCACUCCCUGUGCGCAGAUUCCGGAAUAUCCAGAUCGUAUAACGCAUUGCCCCUUCCCUGAAGAUGAUCUACCUGUGAAUGGUGUUGGGCUAGAGGAGUGUGCUUAUCACAGAGCCAAGCCAUGA